AUGUUAGUUACCUGGCUUGCAGACAUUAAUUCACAAGACUGGUCAGCUGGUAUCAGGUUUGUUCAGUUUCAGAAAAAUGCUGCUCACCAUUCAGGGAUAAAGUGCUCUCCAUACUCUGCUAUGUUUGGUUGUGAAGCCAGAGUUGGCCUAACUUCUUCACCUCUACCCACAGAAGUUAUCUCUAGGUUGGAGAGUAGAGAUGAUCUCAUAGCAGUUAUGUCAGGAGAUGAUACAACAACAACAACAGAUCACCAAGACCAAAUUCAGAAACGUAGUGUGGAAGCAUACAGAGGGCAGGUAUCCCAAGCUGAGAGAAUGGUUAAAUGUAGUCGCUUAGACUUUAAGGUUGGUGAGCCUGGUGGCAAUGUUGCUGUCCCAAUUCCAGCUGUGGAUCACGGUAGAGGAGAUCCACAUCAUAUCCUGGGUGUUAUUGUCAGCAGAAAUUUGGACAUUGACCAGAUGACCAGUUCUAUUAAUGUUAUUAAGGACAUUAUUGCAGGUCAUAAUUCUAACCCUUGCUCAUCCACACAUCAUCCGCACAUGUGA
Messenger RNA from Penaeus monodon (black tiger shrimp), 546 nucleotides. RefSeq lists its product as uncharacterized. Bases 1 to 546 code for a protein of 181 amino acids. The transcript is spliced from 3 exons. Lineage: Eukaryota; Metazoa; Arthropoda; Malacostraca; Decapoda; Penaeidae. The record is from RefSeq and is a predicted model, not a curated record.